Molecule: messenger RNA, 427 nt
Organism: Bubalus bubalis (water buffalo)
Lineage: Eukaryota; Metazoa; Chordata; Mammalia; Artiodactyla; Bovidae
Product: histone H3.3-like
Exons: 2
Coding region: 1-393 (130 amino acids)
Cellular component (GO): nucleosome
Molecular function (GO): structural constituent of chromatin; protein heterodimerization activity; DNA binding
Source: RefSeq, a predicted model, not a curated record
AUGAGUCAGGAGAUUUCUUUGGUGAAGCUGCCGCCUUUCAUUAUUAAUCUGAUCAACAAGCUUGAGAUUUUUGGAGCAGGAACUGUGAGACUGUUAGGUCCAGAAAGUGCUUACAUAUACACCGUGGCCCUGCGCGAGAUCCGCUGCUACCAGAAGUCUACACAGCUGCUGAUCCGCAAGCUACCGUUCCAGCGGCUGGUGCGCGAGAUGGCACAGUACAAGACCGACCUGCGUUUCCAGAGCUCGGCCGUGAUGGCGCUGCAGGAGGCAUGCGAGGCCUACCUGGUGGGGCUCUUCGAGGACACCAACCUGUGCGCCAUCCACGCCAAGCGAGUCACCAUCAUGCCCAAGGACAUCCAGCUUGCCCGCCGCAUCCGCGGGGAGAGGGCAUAAACUUGUUUUCCAUUUGAGUGCGAAGUGUAAACCC